GAACCGCACCCUUUUGCUGAAACUCUUUGAAGCUAAUGUCCCUUACGCCGCUCUCUCUCUCUCUCUAAAACUCACACUCUCUCUCUAAAAGGGCAUGGCUGAGACGUGCAAUGAGGGAUGGUCCUCAUCCAACUCAAAGAUAAAUGCUUUUGAAGAAGACCCACCUUCAAUUCCCCUCUUAAAUUCUUGGCUGCAGGCUGGUUUCUCAAUAGCCAUGUCACAGAUAAUCAGAGAAGUCCCACAAAAACUAUCAAAUAAGAGAGGCGGAAGGCCUUUGAGGCAAUCUAACUCUUGUUAUGGAUCCCCUGUUGAAAACUCUCAAAAAACCAAUCACUCUGACUAUGAUGGUUCUUCUAUUAAUGGGUCUUCUGUAGUUGGGGAAGAGCUUGACUCCAGUGAUCAGACCGAGCCCUUGAAAGAUAAAGGCAACAAUGAGGUACCAGGCCUAGAAGGGAUUUUUAACAGGUUGAAGGAGCUUUCGGCUGGUUUCGAGGAGCUGCAGUUAUCAGAAGAACAAUUAAGAAACAAUGACCGGGAGCAAGAUGAAGAGUUAUUGGCCUUAAAGGCAAUCUACGGGGAGGACGUUUCUGUCUUUCAUAUGGAUGGAGAAAUGCGUGCACUUCAGAUUCAAAUUUGCCUUGAAGCAUCUGAUGACCUCUCCCUCUCUGCGAAACUCCAUUCAACUACUGAGGGAUAUCAGCUUAGAGAGAAUGCCACCACAAGUGACACUAAUAGUUUGAACAUCCUCAAAGUUCAGCAUCUCCCCCCAGUUGUUUUAACUUGCUUAUUGCCUCAAACGUAUCCAAGCCAUCGUCCUCCUCAUUUCGCUAUAUAUGUUCAAUGGUUGGAUUCUUCAAGGAUUUAUGAUCUCUGUUGCAUGCUAGACUCUAUAUGGGGAGACCAACCUGGGCAAGUGGUGGUAUAUCAAUGGGCUGAGUGGCUUCAUGUGUCUUCUCUCCCCCAUUUGGGUUUUGAUAGAGAGGUCACAUUAGGUCCAUAUCCCAUGUUGAAUGCUGGAGAUGGGCGUGCCAUUUCAGGGUGCACCUCACCAGAGGGUGAUAUUUCCUUAUUGAUGAGUUUCAAUCGUGAAAAAUUUUGUAAAUCAUUGCAUACUUGUGCCAUCUGUUUUGGCGAUUAUGUAGGUACAGAGUUCAUCAGAUUACCUUGCCAACACUUCUUCUGCCACAAAUGUAUGAAAAUAUACUCAAACAUGCAUGUGAAAGAAGGGGAAGUGAGCAAGUUAAUCUGCCCUGAUGCAAAAUGCGGAAGUCUUCUCCCUCCUGGACUAUUGAAUCUCUUGUUGAGUGAGGAGGCAUUCAAAAGAUGGGAGUCCUUGUUGCUACAAAAGACUUUAGACACUAUGCCUGAUGUAGAGUAUUGCCCGAGAUGCGGAACUGCUUGCUUAAAAGAUGAGGACAACCAUGUCCAAUGUGCGAUGUCCUUCUUCCGCUUUUGCAGUCUUUGUUGGAAGCGACGUCACAUAGGAACAUCAUGCAUGGAUUACAAGACCAGUAUUUUGAAGGUUCUUAUGCAGGGUGUUAAGCACAGGCGUAAACUGCUCGAAAAGUUCAAUGAGCUUCGCAGUCUUAAGGUGAUACGCCGUAUUGCAAAGCAGUGCCCGUCAUGCAACAUGGCAAUAUCAAAAAUCGAUGGAUGCAAUAAGAUGGUGUGUCGAAAUUGUACGAAAGUUUUCUGUUACAGAUGUAACAAGGCAAUUACUGGAUAUGACCACUUCAGAAAAGGAUCAUGUGCUCUUUACCAAUAGCAAGAAACCCGAGACAUGGAGAACGGGGAUAACACGCACCAUGUGAUUGGUCAGAUAUGGGCCAUGAACUCCCCUCAAUGUAGAUGUCCGUGCCCUACUUCUUGUCAAGUGAAUGCAAAGGUGAGUUGAAAUCAGCAGAAUCGAAGUUUACUUAGUUUAGAAAUUUACAUCUUUUCUUCCUAAAUCUAGAACACAAUGUCAGAUGUUUGAUCGAUAUUGACGAUCUCUCUCUUUUGCCAAUUACUAAUCAAAGAAAAAGAAAAUAAAAUCUUUCUUUUCUUUUGUGAAAGCUGAGGAAGUGAAAAUUUAUCUAUCAAUUGGUUGAAUCAUAUAGGCUAUUUAAAGACUAAAAAGAAUAUGAAAAGUUCUGUCUUGUUUUUCAAACACUGUGGAUGAGAUAUGCACAUACAACUGUCUUUGAAUUAUUCCAUAAAUGGUUCUGGUCUGAACCAGUAAAACUUACUUUACAUGUAUUCUAGCAUUUGAAGUGAGCA
Molecule: messenger RNA, 2259 nt
Organism: Amborella trichopoda
Lineage: Eukaryota; Viridiplantae; Streptophyta; Magnoliopsida; Amborellales; Amborellaceae
Biological process (GO): protein ubiquitination
Molecular function (GO): ubiquitin-protein transferase activity; protein binding; zinc ion binding
Source: RefSeq, a predicted model, not a curated record